AUGGCGCCCUUGAGUAAAGAACUGUCUGGUGUCAUACUCCCCCACGAUCAUUUCGGGAGUCAUUUGAAUUCUGCUGGCAAGACCAUAGAUUCGGAACUAGAAGAAAUCAAUUUUAAGAAAGCUGGCGAAGUCCUUGCCGAAAUAUGGAAUUCAUUGGAAAUUGAUGGUCAUUCAGUGAUAGCUGAAUUUGGCGACACUGACAGCAAGCUACCGCUUCCUGAAAUGCCGUCAGCAGAAUGGUUCGCAAUACAUGUUCGUGAAAGCCAGUAUUUUUUUCAGAUCGUCAAAUGUGAUGAAAUUGCUUGCUGUAGUUCGACGCGCAGUGACAUAAAGCAAAUAUUGGCAGAAGGUUUCUUUCCUCCACCUGUUCCACUUCGACGCACUGAAGAUGGUUUAAAAACUCCUGAUACUUCGGAAGUAGAAAACAAAGAUGAAUUUCCUUCUUUGUUUGUCAGGCAAGCGACUAAUUUGAAAAUUCAAGGGAAGGAUUUACCUCAAAAUCUCCCUUAUGUUUUGUACUGCCCUACAGUACUGCCUGUACUGAAAGAACGCAUUUGCAAAUAUUGCGGAGUUUAUUUUGCUGCAAAAUCUCACGUAACUGAUCACAUUAAAGCCCUUCAUUCACAGGGGCGUAAAAAACAAAUGGACGAUGAAAAAAUGAAGAAACGGAGCUUUUAG
Molecule: messenger RNA, 678 nt
Organism: Drosophila suzukii
Lineage: Eukaryota; Metazoa; Arthropoda; Insecta; Diptera; Drosophilidae
Source: RefSeq, a predicted model, not a curated record